Molecule: messenger RNA, 792 nt
Organism: Corylus avellana
Lineage: Eukaryota; Viridiplantae; Streptophyta; Magnoliopsida; Fagales; Betulaceae
Source: RefSeq, a predicted model, not a curated record
AUGUGCAAAAUCAACAAAACUCUGCCUUGCACGCACGCGCCAACUGCUGUGACUUUCCUCAACUGCAACAAUUUGACAGUAGAUAACUUGCGGAUCAAAAACGCACCACAAAUGCAUCUCACGUUUCAAAGAAGCUUAAAUGUCAAAGCUUCACGUCUCGUGGUAACUGCACCGGAGCAUAGCCCCAACACCGAUGGAAUUCAUGUCACAGAAACACAGAACAUUCAGAUUCAAAACUGCGUUAUAGGGACAGCCCGGACAGGGGAUGAUUGUAUUUCGAUAGUAAGUGGGUCUGAAAAUGUUGAAGCCACAGAUAUUACUUAUGAACCCGGCCAUGGAAUCAGCAUAGGAAGUUUGGGUGCGGGCGGUUCAAAUGACUAUGUUUCAAAUGUGAUGGUUGACAGAGCGAUACUAACAGGAAGUACCACAAAUGGAUUGAGAAUAAAAACUUGGCAGGGCGGCUCUGGAUAUGCCAAAAAUAUUACAUUUCAAAAUGUUGAAAUGCAUAGUAUUCGAAACCCUAUAAUCAUAAAUCAAUAUUACUGCGAUAAAAAAGAACCUUUAUGCUCGGAACAUGCUUUAGCGGUGGAAGUAAGCAAUAUUGGUUACAAAAACAUUACAGGUGUCAGCGCAUUAGAGGAAGCCAUAAACUUCAAGUGCAGCAAGAGUUUUCCCUGCCGUGAAAUUUGGUUGGAAGACGUUAAUCUUGCAUGCCAAGAAGACGAAAGUGUCAAGGCCUUUUGUGACAGCGUUGAAUUGAUUAACCAGGGGAACGUCUCUCCUUCGUGUUAG